AUAUAUGAGACAUAGAAUAUGUCAUCCUAUUUGAUGAUUAUGUUCAAAAAAACGAGGCGAUUAGUUUGGUUGCAGAGCGCCACAGCAACGGGAAAAUAAGCUGAUAAACAGGAAAACAACUUUAAACCAUUUAUAUUCUGCUUGUUCUCCUCUUUGUCGGCACACAGACCCGUUGUCAUGGCAACCGACACAUCUCACAGAGCAGAGAGUAAUAUAUUACCCAGAAUGCCCUGCACUGUAGUUCGCUUCCUGCUUUUAGAGCGGUCUCCAGUCCAGUUGCAUUCUCACUGCCUUUCAAACUUUUAAGAGUUCACUUCAGAAGGACCGAGACCGAGGUUUUCAGAGUUCGCUUUUUUAGUCCGUUUUGGAAUUCAAAUUUGCAAUGACACUCCCCAAAUGAAUUGGGCUUACUAGACAAACGGAUUAGUCUGAUUAAAGUGGACCAAACAGGGCUGGUGAGAAAAGAUGUUGCAACCCGUUCUUUAACUACAAACAUGUUAGAUGGAGAGAGAUGCCCAAUAUUUUAAAAUUUGAUUAAAAUCAAGGUUCACAGUUAUAGUAAAUCAGUAACAAUGCUGAUCAUUUGUCAGUAAUUUAGUGAGAAUUAGUGCAAUUUCCAGCAGUUUUAUUAGAUUUACUCAUUUUAAAAUCAAUUUUAUCCUUUAUUUCACUGAAAUCAAUCUGUCAGUAAUUUUGAAGUUGAGAAUCUCUGUCCUGCUCGUUUGUCAAUGAGACAAAUAGAAUCUGAUUGCAAUAUUUUAACUGAAGUGUCUGAACAGGUUCCUCUGGCUGAUGAGACCAAACCAUCUGGAGGUGAGACCGCUCCAUCGGAGAAGAUGCCCAUCCCCUCUGUAGUGAUUGAACCUGCCUCCAGUAACGAAGGUGACGAUGACCGAGAUGCUGACAUCAUCUCACCUACAGCUGUCGGCGACGACGGGGCGGAGCCACAAAGCCGCGGCCUCAAACACAUGAGUCCAUCAGGCGGAGGCUCAGGAUUUCCUGAUGACUUUCUGUACAAGGUGGAGACCAUGCAUGAUUUUGAUGCUGCAAAUUCAGAUGAGCUUGAACUGAAAAGAGGAGAUGUGGUUUUGGUGGUGCCUACUGCUUCAGUGGAAGAUCAAGAAGCAGGCUGGCUCACAGGCAUAAAAGAAAGUGACUGGUCAAACCUUGGUGUUGGUGCACAAAGAGGACUUUUCCCUGAAAACUUUACCCAGCGUUUGAAUUAACAACUUUAUGUAAGAGAUAAAGAGGAAUCUAUCAAAUAUUUAUGCAAUCUGCCAAGACAGCAUGUAGCUGAGCCUGUUCAGUUUCAGGAAACUAACCUGCAGCACUGUUGUGUUGACAGCGGCUAAAACAUGACAAGAGUUCCUUCUCAGCAUGAAGUCACCCUGUUGUACCUUCUCUCUGAAUUACACGUUUCCUUGUAUUAAAACUAGAAAUAUUUAAUGGAGAAUUUUUGCUGAAACACAACAUAAAGGAUAAAUUAUGUCAAACUUUUUUUUAACUGUGUAAAACUAAUGAGGUGAUGUGUAGCUCCCUUGCAGCAUGUGUGUUGUAAUUAACUUGAAAAAUCUGAUCAACUUUGUGCAGUGAUCCAUUUCAGUGCUUUUAUGUGUAAUAUGAAAAUAAUGAAUCCUGUAUCUUGAUUUUAAUGGUCAUUGUUUCUGUGGUUCUUUAAUCACUAUUUCAUUGUUUAAUACAUGUUGAUGGAUGUUUGAUUCUUGUUUCUGGAAUCCUGAUAUGGAUUAUCUGAGGAUUUAUGGAAAUCACUUCAAGCAUGAUUGAAAUUAGAGAAUUUUCCUUAAUGAAAAUAUAAGUCAACCUGUUUGUUGAAAUGGACAGAAGGAAAUAAAUAAUAUAUAAAAUUUAAUAUUGUUAUGAUUGACAAAGUGACUUCAGAUUCAAGUAGAUAAAGUAAAGUGUCUCCUGUUAGCAAAUUACUGGCUACGUGUAGACAUUUAGGUCAUGUAGAAAACUAACCUGUGUAAAAAACAAAUAAAGCAUCAUUUAUAAAUCAA
This is a messenger RNA of Poecilia latipinna (sailfin molly), 2018 nucleotides long. Its product is annotated as amphiphysin-like. The transcript has 4 exons. Gene Ontology annotation, cellular component: plasma membrane; synaptic vesicle. The coding region runs from base 729 to 1226 and encodes 165 amino acids. Gene Ontology annotation, biological process: synaptic vesicle endocytosis. Gene Ontology annotation, molecular function: phospholipid binding; protein binding. NCBI's taxonomy places the organism in Eukaryota, Metazoa, Chordata, Actinopteri, Cyprinodontiformes, Poeciliidae. The record is from RefSeq and is a predicted model, not a curated record.